UAAACUUGGUCAGACAAAUUUCAUAACAGAAAAGAUUUAUUUGUCGGAAAGAAAAUGACUGUGUUUUAUGCAGUAAUAUUGUGGCUUACAGUAGCUAUUUGUGCUUAUCAUGGUUACGUGAAUAAUACGUUGGAGCCUGCUGCCCGACAACUGCUAGAUUUCAAACUGGACCAUCCGAAACCUAUUGGAAUUUUAACUACAAUGGCUGGAAAACCAGUGGAUAUAAGAGAUACAACUACUUUGAAUAAUGAUGCUCUCACCUCAAAUGAAUAUUUUUUGGACGAUGUAAUGCAUACCACUGCGGAAAGAAUACCCGAAAGAGUAGUACAUGCUAAAGGAACGGGCGCAUUUGGUUAUUUUGAAGUAACUCAUGAUGUAUCCAAAUAUACAAAAGCUGAUGUCUUUAAUGGUAUUGGUAAAAAAACUCCUGUAGCCGUUAGAAUGUCGACCGGGUUAGCAAGUAAAGGAGGAAACGAUAUCGCCAGGGAGAUAAAAGGUUUCGCCAUAAAAUUUUAUACAAAUGAAGGCAAUUUGGACUUUUUAGGAUUGAAUGUUCCUAUUUAUUUCUACACAGAUCCUUCAUUAUUCAGUCAAAUUCUUCAUGUUUUUAAAAAAAAUCCACGUACAAAUUUAUUAGACAUAACGGCACAAUGGGAUUUUGCAACUUUAAAACCCAUUCUUUUACAUGGAUUGUUUUGGUUCUAUUCAGACUAUGGAUCUCCAAAUGGAUACAGAAAGAUGGAUGGAUUUCCAAUACACGCUUAUGAAUUGAGUAACAAGCAUGGAGACAGAUAUUUUGCUAAAUUCAAUUUUAGGACUGAACAAGGUUUGGAAAAUCUGACAACAGCCGAAGUAGCGGCAAUAACUAGUCAAGAUCUGGACUACGCCACAAGAGAUCUGUACAAUAAUAUUGCUUUAAAAAAUUAUCCAUCGUGGCGAAUUGAAAUGGACGUUAUGACAUCACAUGAUAUUACCAAUGUUGAUUACAAUCCCUUUGAUGUGACGAGAUUAUGGAAAAAUGGCACUUAUCACACAGUACAAAUAGGUCGGUUAGUACUUGACAGGAACCCUGAUAACUUUUUUGAAGCUGUAGAAUUAAGUGCAUAUAAUCCUGGCAGUUUAGUUCCUGGCAUUAACAGUCCUCCAGAUGCAAUUUUCAAAAGUAGAAGACUAAUUUACAGGGAUACACAAAAUUAUCGGUUAGGCAUUAACCAUAACAGAAUUAAUGUAAACGCACCGAAAUAUCUUAAGACAUAUAACCGUGAUGGAGUACCACCAGUGAACGAUAAUAUGAAAGACGUACCGAAUUAUUAUCCAAAUUCAUUCAGUGGUCCUGUGCCUUUCAUUGACGAGUCCCGUCCUAAAGAACGAAUUAUUGUAUUCGACAGUAAUGCAGUUGACUUGGAGUCUUCUUCUAAUUUCUAUAAAUAUAUUUUGAACGAUGAAGGUAAAAAACAAAGAUUUAUUGAUAACAUUGUCUCGUCACUUAUCCCGGUGGUUCCGGCAGUUCGAGAAAAAGUCCUGAAACUACUUACGCUUGUAGACUUGGAAUUAGGUAUAAGAGUUCGUGUAGGAGUAACAGCAGCUAGAGCAAGAGUAAGAGAUGAAUCUUUGUUGACAAUUCAUCAUUAAAUAUUAUAAAGUUAUCCUACUCCCUAGUAUAUCCAGAAUAUACUAAUAUCAUUUUGUAGGAUAUGUAUGUUAUAAUUCCCUAUUUAUCAGAAUGUUUAAAUAUGCUUGUAAACUUGAAAUUAGAUGCAAGUAUUCAUAUAGGUUUAAUUGUAGCAAGCACGCGGAUUAGGCUAAGAU
Galleria mellonella (greater wax moth) is the source of this 1809-nucleotide messenger RNA. Its product is annotated as catalase-like. Gene Ontology annotation, cellular component: mitochondrion; peroxisome; cytoplasm. Gene Ontology annotation, biological process: response to hydrogen peroxide; hydrogen peroxide catabolic process. Gene Ontology annotation, molecular function: heme binding; catalase activity. Bases 55 to 1632 code for a protein of 525 amino acids. The record is from RefSeq and is a predicted model, not a curated record. The transcript is spliced from 2 exons. Lineage: Eukaryota; Metazoa; Arthropoda; Insecta; Lepidoptera; Pyralidae.